GAAGACAUAAUUGUGCUGUAAGAGUUGUUGAGCAUUCAUUUAUAAAAACAGAUGAAUUUCAUGAAUUAGACAUUACACCAUCAAUGGAAGGCCACAAAAUACCUUUCUUAUUUUCCUCUUUAUUUUCCAUCUUAAUAAUCUCCAACGCAGUAGACAUCAUAACCAAAACCCAAUCUGUUACAGGCAACAAUACCAUUGUUUCAUCUGGUGGAAGCUUUGAGAUGGGUUUUUUCAGCCCGGGCAAUUCCCGGAAUACAUACUUGGGAAUAUGGUACAAGAAAAUAUCUGUCCAGACUGUUGUAUGGGUUGCCAACAGAGAAAUCCCACUCGUCAAUUCGUCAGGCGUCUUAACGAUAAUCGACCCUGGAAUUCUUGCCCUUGUCGAUGGUACCGGCAGUGUCAUUUGGUCUCCCAAUGUUACAGGACCGGUUGCACAACUUAUGGAGUCAGGAAAUCUUGUGGUGAAAGAUGCCAAUAAUAAUAUUUUGUGGCAAAGUUUUGAUUAUCCAUGCGAUACUCUUUUACCAGGCAUGAAGCACGGAAAGAACUUUGUAACCGGAAUAGAUCGCAUGCUCUCGUCCUGGAAGAGCAGCGAUGAUCCAGCUCGAGGUAAGUAUACAUACCGGUGUGAUCCUCAAGGAUACCCACAAAUUAUUACGAGCUGUGGUUCUGUUGAGGUGUUCCGAACUGGACCAUGGAAUGGUCUCGGAUUCAGUUAUCUAAACCUUAAACUAAAUUCCAUCUACACAUAUGAAUUGGUUUACACUAAGGAGGAGGUGUAUUUUCAUUAUCAACUCGUCAGCUCAGUUGUUUCAAGGCUUACUCUGAAUCAGAAUGGCGUUGCACAGCGCUGGAUAUGGGUUGAUCGAACCCAGGAAUGGGUCAUUUACCGGUCUGCGCCAACAGAUGCUUGUGAUACCUAUAAACUGUGUGGCCCGAAUGGUAACUGUAACAUUGGAAACUCGCCGGUAUGUGAUUGUUUGAGUAAAUUUGUGCCCCAGAACCAAACAGAAUGGAUAAGUGGAGAUUGGUCUAAUGGGUGUGUUCGGAGGACAAUGUUAGAUUGCCAUAAUGGAGAUGGCUUUCUCAAGUAUUCGCACUAUAAAAUGCCGGACACACGGUACUCCUGGUUUGACAAGAGCAUGACCUUAAGGGAAUGUGAGAUGCGGUGCUUGAAAAACUGCUCAUGCAUGGCUUACACAAGUUUAGACAUAAGCGGAGGUGGAAGUGGCUGCUUGCUUUGGUUUGAUGAGUUGAUUGAUAUGAGACAGUACAGUGAUAAAGGGCAAGACAUUUACAUAAGGAUGGCUUCCUCUGAAUUAGUCCAACGAGUUGGCUUCAAUGGAAAGAAAAUAGAGAUAGUGGCAGUGAGCUUGGCAUUAUUAAUUGGACUUCUUCUGCUGGGUGUGAGCUUAACCUGUUAUCUCCGGAAAAAGAAAAGGAAGAAUUCACAGCUGAACAGAGAAGGAAAUCUGAUGCAAAACUCUAAACAAGGUUACACUGACAAAAGCCAGAAUGAUGAUCUGGAGUUACCAUUGUUUGACUUAACAGUAAUAGCUAAUUCCACAAAUAACUUUUCAAUCAACAAUAAGCUUGGAGAGGGUGGAUUCGGGCCUGUUUACAAGGGUAUGCUAGAAGGGGGACAAGAAAUAGCCGUGAAGCGGCUCUCAAAGAAUUCUAGCCAAGGGCUUGAUGAGUUUAAGAAUGAAGUUAUCUGUAUUGCCAAACUUCAACACCGAAAUCUUGUGAAACUUCUAGGAUGCUGCAUUCAAGGAGAAGAAAAGAUGUUGAUCUACGAAUACAUGCCCAACAAAAGCCUGGACUACUUCAUUUUUGAUCAAACCCAAAGCGGAUUACUGGAUUGGCCAAAGAGGUUCCACAUUAUUAAUGGGAUUGCACGAGGGCUUCUUUAUCUUCAUCAAGAUUCCAGACUGAGAAUUAUUCACAGAGAUCUCAAAGCUAGCAAUAUUUUGCUAGAUGUUGACAUGAACCCAAAAAUAUCAGACUUUGGAAUGGCUAGAAGUUUUCGAGGAAAUGAGACAGAAGCAAAUACAAACAAAGUGGUCGGAACAUAG
Molecule: messenger RNA, 2075 nt
Organism: Camellia sinensis
Lineage: Eukaryota; Viridiplantae; Streptophyta; Magnoliopsida; Ericales; Theaceae
Source: RefSeq, a predicted model, not a curated record